Molecule: messenger RNA, 465 nt
Organism: Volvox carteri f. nagariensis
Lineage: Eukaryota; Viridiplantae; Chlorophyta; Chlorophyceae; Chlamydomonadales; Volvocaceae
Exons: 3
Coding region: 1-465 (154 amino acids)
Source: RefSeq, a predicted model, not a curated record
AUGUUAAUAUUUUUGCACGUGCCUAUGACUAUUGGUUAUUACUUUUGGGCUGGUUGCAACAAAGCACACGGCAAGACAGCAGUGAUGGCGGCCAUGACGAAGCAACCUUUGGAGGCACUGUUAAUUCGUUUUGCUCUGCAGAUCCAAACGUGCGAACUGGAGGCGCUCGAAAAACAUGCUGCAGGGCAACAUCAGAUGCGGGCGAAGGAAACGGAUCCCGCGCCCAUCAUCACUGACGACAGGGACCUCCCGGCACUGGAGGUCAGGCCCCGGGCUGCUACUGCUGCCGCUGUGCGGAACACAGCUCACCAGGCUUCCGGUGCUGGUGAGUCGAACCGUGGGUGCAGGGGUCGGGGUGGCAAGCUUAGGGACAAGGGUCGGCCCAGGGCCACUGCUGCAGGAACGGGGAUGAUGGUGCUAGGCAAGCAUGGCCGGGAUCUGAAUCCAGCAGAGUGGAUGACUUAA